Molecule: messenger RNA, 439 nt
Organism: Desarmillaria tabescens
Lineage: Eukaryota; Fungi; Basidiomycota; Agaricomycetes; Agaricales; Physalacriaceae
Exons: 1
Coding region: 105-344 (79 amino acids)
Source: RefSeq, a predicted model, not a curated record
CACCAUGUCUCAUCUAGAUUUCGCAAUUUGGAUCUCUCUGUCUCUCUCUCUCGCCUGCGUUCAUUAUUACUCUUUACGCACCCACAUUCGCCAACGCACUCAUCAUGAUUCCCUUCCGCUUUCUAUCUGCAGUCCUGGUGCUGGCCGACCAUUUAGCAUUUGCAUAUCGCUGUGAAUUCCGCUCCCCAUGCUCUUCUUCCCUGACACUCCACGUAUCCUUUUACCUCUACUCUGUCGUAGGCAUCCUUGUAAAGUUAUCAUCACGGACUGCACUACUGUAUAUGAAGGCCGCGGGAAUGGGCAUCACCACUCGGACUAUUUUACCCCACAUACAAUACUGCUAGCAAUUCUUUUUCUUUUUCGUUCUUCCUCAACUUUGCAUAUCUCAUCUCACCUUGUAUUUCAAGUACGUAUAGCUUGAAGGUUAUCUCGUUGAACA